Messenger RNA from Gongylonema pulchrum, 666 nucleotides. Lineage: Eukaryota; Metazoa; Nematoda; Chromadorea; Rhabditida; Gongylonematidae. The record is from the annotation of a GenBank genome assembly.
AGUCUCGAGCAUGCACUCCAGAAAGAUCUGCAGAUGAGGUUUCUGCACCUCGCGUCACUAUGUUCAGCGGUAAUAUGUUGUCGCUGCUCACCGAUGCAAAAAGCAGCUGUAGUGAAGCUGAUACAGAGCUGGUCUGACGGAACUGUCCUAGCAAUCGGAGAUGGCGCCAACGAUGUCGCUAUGAUUCAGGCAGCAGACAUUGGUGUUGGAAUAAGUGGUGAAGAAGGCAUGCAAGCAUCUCUUGCAGCUGAUUACUCCAUUGCUCAGUUCCGAUACCUGCAGCGCCUGGUGUUCGUUCAUGGAGCAAUCAAUUAUCACCGUGUUACAAAGACAAUCUUAUAUUUCUUCUACAAGAAUAUCGUUCUUGCUGUUGCAAUGUUUCUGUAUGAAUUCAAUACACUUUUUGCGGACACAUCUAUACUGGACGCCUGGUCAGUAGUGAUGUUCAAUAUAUUUUUCACCAGUUGGCCACCGCUUGCCAUGGGCAUUUGGGAUCGUUUGCUGCCGUUCGACCUAAUGAUCAACUAUCCGGCGCUUUAUCAUUUGUCUCAGAGUAGCGAAGGCUUUUCCUUAAAGAUCUAUUUCAUAUGGAUGUUCACUGGCUUAGUACAUGCAACAAUAAUUUCUUUUGUCGCUUACUACACUUUUAAAAGCGGUAAAUGUUAA